AACUGGCAUAAGGACCGGACCAGCCAGGCUGGUUUGGUUCAAAUUUGAACUGACCCAUUCCGGCUCCAGCCGAACCAGACCUGAGUUAGGGGAGUCAGGGGACCUUAUCCUGAGCAAGCCACAGUGGUGGCGUGGAAAACAGCAGCAGGUCCCCUCAACCCCCCGCUGGCCUCACACAGGACAGCCCGGGCCAGCCUGUCCUGGGGAAGGUGGGCAGGGAUUGAGGAGAGUCACCACCAUCUAUGUCGCUGCUGCUUGCUCAGGGUAAAUUCCUCCUGACUCCCCUAUCUCUUCCAUUAAACCUUAGGGAAGCCUCCUGCCCCUUUGCUCGUAAAGGGGAAUCAUUACCAUAAUCUAUUCCCCUUUACGAGCAGCACCCCAAACAGGUUUGGCUCAAACUGGGACUGGUCUCAUUCAAACUCAGACCGGCACCCCCUCUUUGGGGGCCGGGCCAGUUCUAACCUGGACCACUCAAAUUGCCCUGGUUGAAGUCAAACCGGGUUGAAACCAGAAUUGGUUUGCACAUCCCUAUGGUGGAGUUGCUUGGCUAUUUUGGGCUGGCCUGGUUUCCAAGCUGUGCCUGUUAGGUUGUUUGUGAAGAGAAGGCAAUAAUCUCAGAAUUCUUAAAAAGAAAAAAGAAAAAAAAAAAGAAGAAGAAGAAGAAGAAGAAGAAGGCAUAUUUCUGCAUUAAAAACACAUUUCAAACAGGAUAAGUUUGAAACUGUCCAAUUAGUAAUUUCCAUUAGAAGGCCUUGUUUUAUUUGGAAGCUAUAACUCCCCCCCCCCCUCUCUUUCACCCUCAAGAGAGGUGAGGGAGUAAGAAGAGACAAAGGAGCUAGCAAGAGGUUUUACUUAAAGUCCAAGAAGAAGACGGACAGCAGGGGGCUGCUUCCUUGUUAGUAAAAGAAGUACCCAGAAGAAGUGCAAGUCCGCCAUAUCCCCCACUUUCCUUCUCAUUCUCUAGAUCUCUGAAUUUUGCUAAGAUUUGCUAGCGACAUUUUAAAAGAAAAGAGCUCUCAGCAAAUGCUGGAGAAAUCCAAUGGCUCCUCAGGGUUGGGUUGGGGUGCUGAGUGAGGAGAAAAGAGUUGGCUUCCCUCUUGUGAAGAGGAGGCUGGAGAAAGUUAGCCAGGGCUCCUACCUCUUCUGAACUCCAUUUGCUUGCAGACUGAGUGCUCCCAUUUUGCACACAGAUCUCAGCCUGCCUAGAAGGACCCUGGGGAAAUCAGAUGACAUGCCUGGCCAUGUUUACUGGCUAUUGGUCAGAAUAGGUGCCUAUAAGCUACUCUGACUUCUUAUUGGUUGGGGGGUGGGCUAGCCCCUCCUACUCUUGGGGGGAAAGAAAAGAAAGUCACAUCCUGAUUGUUGCUGAGGCACUAAAUAUGCAAUUUGGGUAGUGAUUAAAUGAUCAUUCCAGAGUAAUUUUAAUGCAAAUAGAUGGAAUUCAGUGUUCAGACUACAUUAAUGCUUCAUAUAUAGAUGGCUACAAAGAAAAGAAUAAAUUUAUAGCAGCUCAAGGUCCUAAGCAAGACACAGUGAAUGAUUUCUGGAGGAUGAUAUGGGAACAGAGGUCAGCAACCAUUGUUAUGUUAACAAAUGUGAAAGAAAGAAAAGAGGACAAAUGUUUCCAGUAUUGGCCUGAUCAAGGAUGCUGGACGUAUGGAAACAUCAGAAUUUCUGUGGAAGACUGUAUAGUUCUUGUGGAUUAUACUAUUCGAAAAUUUUGUAUUCAGCCGCAGGUGUCUGAUGGUUGCAAAGCUCCAAGGCUCGUAACUCAGCUACAUUUCACCAGCUGGCCUGAUUUUGGAGUGCCUUUCACACCUAUUGGAAUGCUUAAAUUUCUAAAGAAAGUGAAAUCAUUGAAUCCUUCACAUGCUGGGCCAAUUGUGGUUCACUGCAGUGCUGGUGUGGGGCGGACAGGCACUUUCAUAGUAAUAGAUGCCAUGAUCGACAUGAUGCAUGCUGAACAAAAAGUUGAUGUUUUCGAGUUUGUGGCAAGAAUCCGCAAUCAACGCCCACAAAUGGUUCAAACUGACAUGCAGUAUUCCUUCAUUUAUCAAGCCUUACUUGAAUACUACCUCUAUGGUGACACAGAACUAGACGUGUCCUCUUUGGAAAAACACCUUCAGCCAUCACACAAUGCAGCACCAAAUCUUGUCAAAAUAGGGCUAGAAGAAGAGUUUAAAAAACUAACAAAUGUUCGAAUCAUGAAAGAAAACAUGAGAACCGGUAAUCUACCAGCAAAUAUGAAGAAAGCCAGAGUUAUCCAGAUUAUUCCGUAUGACUUUAACAGAGUGAUUCUUUCAAUGAAAAGAGGUCAGGAGUACACAGAUUAUAUCAAUGCUUCUUUCAUAGAUGGCUAUCGCCAAAAGGAUUACUUUAUUGCAACUCAAGGACCACUUCCUCACACGGUGGAGGACUUCUGGCGAAUGGUGUGGGAGUGGAAAUGUCACACAAUUGUUAUGCUUACUGAAGUUCUGGAAAGGGAGCAAGAAAAAUGUUUUCAGUAUUGGCCAUCAGAGGGUUGUGUCACUUAUGGAGAGAUUACCAUCGAGAUAAAGAGUGAUUCACUUGUUGAAGCCAUAAGCAUAAGAGACUUUUUGAUUACACACAAUCAGGAGAAGCAAGGCAGACUUGUCAGACAGUUUCAUUUUCAUGGAUGGCCUGAAAUUGGAAUUCCUGCUGAAGGAAAAGGCAUGAUUGACCUCAUUGCAGCGGUUCAAAAGCAGCAACAGCAGACCGGAAACCAUCCCAUAACAGUGCAUUGCAGUGCUGGAGCUGGAAGAACCGGUACAUUCAUAGCACUCAGCAAUAUUUUGGAACGAGUCAAAGCUGAGGGGCUUUUAGAUGUAUUUCAAGCUGUGAAGAGUUUACGACUGCAAAGACCACAUAUGGUGCAAACACUGGAACAAUAUGAAUUCUGCUACAGAGUGGUACAAGAUUUCAUUGAUAUAUUUUCUGAUUAUGCUAAUUUCAAGUGAAAAUUCCUGCCUUAUUUUUUAUUUAAUCAUCUGUACAGAGAUUUGUAAAUUAUGUUAACUUAUUUCCAUUGGUUUUUUUAAACUCUAAAUGUACAUAUUAUCAUGUUUGUUUGCUCAGAUGUAUAAAUUAUGCAAAUAGUCUCACCCUGCUCCAAAAGAGCACGUGCAGAGCCCUUUCAAAAAGAAUAGGAAUAUUUUCCAGUCAGCUGUUUGGUGGACUGGGGACUGACAGCUUUCUUCUCCCAAACACUGAGCAGUGAAAUAUUAACCUUUCUGAAAGUGUUCUACCUCUGCAGUCCCAACUAUUGCAUGUCCAUGUAUGCAGCAUCCAUUCGUCUGUAGGAUUCCCCAUCCAGCCAGGGAUGCAUGUGCAAAUUGUGUUUCCACACAAACAAUGCCCCUAGCUGGAUGAGGGUUGUUUUUCUUUUUUUUAAAGUUUUGCCUAACAGAUGGCCAUGUACAGUAUAUGCUUAACAGUAUAGGGCAUAAUCUAACCUACGUUGGGCAUAUUUACACACCAGUAGCAGCUCAUUCUAAUGUGUCAGGGGUGCCAAAGGAGACCACUCGGGUGGCUCUUCUCUCUCUCCUGCCCCCCCCCCAAGAGCUGUGCUGCCUGCAGGCACAGUUAACCGCGUAGCUCUACCUGACAGAUGGCCAGCCUGCAGGCAGCACAGCUCUAGAGUGGGCCGGGAGAGAGAGAGGAACAACCUGACCUGCCUCCUUUGGCACUCUCCAGCUCGUUAGGAGAAGCUGCUGCUGUUACGAACCUUUCUUUCAGUGGCAGUAUUAAGCACAGAUUUAAAUGCCUCCUAUUGAAAUUAAUGGGAUUUGGAAUCCAAUAAAUUGAGAACCUGUAUUGCUGAAGAGAAACAGAUAUGAUCUGGUCAGUCCCUUGGAUGGGGAGACCACCAGGAGCCCAUGUAAGAAUGAAAUAUAGAUGUAAUAAAUUAAUGGAACUUUAGAAGUGCUUAAUUUUGGCUGGGUCAUGCCCAUAUUCUGCUUAAGCAUCUGUGAAAUUGUGGCCUUUUAUUUUUAAUGUCUAGAUUUCAAAUAACUCAUAAAAUAGUUCUUAAAGUUUAUAAAGCAAAUUUAUCACAGUAAAUAUGCUAAAGCCAAAACUCACUCUGGCCAUCAGCACACAGUAACUAUUGCACUUAGUGAAUGUUCUCCACAACAAUCACAAGAAACUCUGUGUAGACUCAGUUGAAAUGAAUGUGGCUGCCAAGGUGCCAAAGUGCAUACAUGUGCUUUUUAUGCAUGCUGAAUUCAUUUCAAUAAUGUUUGCACAGAAGCUACUGGUGAACUGUGCUCCUUGUGUUUUAUGUUGAUGCUCAUACUUUGUUAGCACCCUGUCAAGUGUUGACAGGGAAGGUUACUAUUGAAGGAGUGCUAGAAUUUAGUUAAUAUUUUGUAGAUAUUUAUCUUAACUUCCAACACUCAAAUUAGAUCCAUUUACUUUUUUGGUACUACUCGCAUCCAUACAGUUAAAAAAGAGCACAUCUCUUUCAAUAGAUGAUACAGAAUGGUGCACAAAUCUUCCAUAAGUAACAACAUGGGAUUUGAGCCUCAGCUGUAAAAAUGGGAGAAAGAGUAUAAUUUUUUAUUGACAAAAAUCUCUAGGUAGCUUUUUUUAACAACAAAUUAUCAAUUAGCACUGCAGUGUAAAUACAGUCUUUAAAAGCUGUAAAUACAGUCUUUAAAAGCUGCCUUUAGUUGUCCUUUUAUUCUAAUGCAAACUUUAAAGUAUUAACACAAAGUAACAUAUUUAAUUUAAACAAAUUUAUCAAUAUUUUGAAAUGAUUAUGUAUUUUGAACAGUAAGUGGUUUUGUUCCUGCUGUCACAAAUAGUUCUAAAGUCUGAAUGAAAUACGUACUUUAAAGAAAAUGAGUACCUUCAGUUUAACUACAAUGGCCCCAUUCCAGCUACAGUUAGUUGAGACUGAGCCUCCUUGAAAGCAGUGAGAAUUAAGUUAGUAAUGACAAAACUUUGUUUCAGUGAGGCUUAGCAGGGCCACUUUUAGCUGGAUCAUGGCCAUUAUGUGGGAGAUUUCCAGUGAAAUCUGUUGUAUUUGCUUCCAAGGAAUCUCCUUUGGAUUGUGUUUUAGCAUUCGGUCAUUUACACAUAUAAGCACACUUGAGUUCCCUUAAUUGUAGUGGUACUUCAGUGUACAAUUGUGCCUGAUUGUGGCCCCAUAAAUAAUCCAGGGCUCCGAAAUGCAUGCAGACCUCCGGUUUGGGCAAAGACUUCCCUGGUUACUUCAGUGUUGGGAGACACAUGCACAGAGUUGUCCCCAGUACUGAAGUUAGUGAGGUAGCCUUUGCUUGCCAAGAACUCCACAUGUGUGUAGGAGCACCCACAGAACUUCCAAUUGGACUGUUGGUGGGCAAACAAUCAUGCACUGACAGAGCACAACCCUGUUCAUUCUGAUGGACCCUGCAUGGUGGGGCACAUCCUAGGGUGUUAAUGGCUGCAGUAACAGAUUGUUGCAGAUCUGACCGUUUUUGUAGGGAGCCUCUGCCUGGUUUCUGGGGAUUCCCCUGUUCCACUGCAGCCCCCAUAACACAUCUCAUAUCAUUCAUAAGGACCCUCCAACUUCAGGACUGACUUUGGGGGCGGAAGCUUAGAGGACUGCAGUGAGGGGGAGGGUGGGGGAAAUCAUUUGCGCAACCUCGCACACAUUUGGAUGCAAGCCUACAGCAAAGAAAAACAAGUUAUUUUUAAAAGUGUAUUCUUAAAAGAAAACAUCACAGUCUGUACAGAACUGACUUGGGAGACCAACUACAAAAGACAAAGUACAUUUUAUAACUGCUCUACUCAUCUUUCAGAAGGCAUAUAUAAAAGAGCACAAAGACAAAAUGUAUUUUAUAAAUUUAUAUAUUUGUCUAAUAUGCAAUAUUUCUGGCUUGUCCAAUUGGUUGGUAUUCUAGUGUAAAAGCCUUAUUGAAAACUAUGUAGACUUUAACCUAGUCAUUUCACUUGAGCUCCUGGACUAUUCUACUUCAUGUUCAGUUAAUACAGUGCCUGGAUGAGAAUAAAGGUGAAUAUGUCUUAUAAUGUAGAGAGUUAUACGGUUUACGCAACAAUCCUCUACUCAAUGGAACUGAAAACAGUUCAGGUUAGAAGUCUAUAAGCACAUUGUUUUUAAAGCACUGCCAUGUAUUGCUUGUGUCUUCCCAGUAAUGCACUUCUCUAAAUGUAUAUGUAUAUGUACAGUUGUUCUGCACUUAAUGAAUCGAAUUUAUUGUAAGAGGUGGUUAAUGUCAAGUCCUCUCCCCCCAUAGAGCAAACACCAUUCUUUGGUUUAAGAACUGAAUGUCAAAUAAGCUUUCUAUCUGACUGUAUCUUGAAAAUCAAGAACACUCAAGGAGAAUAACAGUUCACUAUGCUUUGGCCCCAGUUUACUGAUCCCCUCAUGCAUGAAUAUGGGAGUAUGCAUGCACUAGAGACUAUUCCUUUUAAACUGCAGUUUCCAUGCACACAAGGCUGUUUCCAAAGCUGUGUGUGCCAUUUUAAAUACAGUUUUAAGGGUAUCAAAUACCCUUUAAGGGUAUCAAAUGUGUGGGGAAACUGCUGUGUUAAAAAAAUAUAUCACUAAUAAUCACCUCAUAUUAUUCCUAAUACAAAUAUGUCUUUGGUGUUUUAUAUAUACUAGUCCUGUGAAAAGAUCAACUGGUAUGGAUAUUAUCGCUUCCAGAAACCAGGAGAAGCCUUAGGCAUUUUGAUGUCUUGCAUAAAACAAACUUCCCUCAUCUUUCUAGAUCCUUGAAUAGCACCCCCUGCUGUCCUACCCACCUGGAACUCUGGCUUGUAAAGUCAGCACUGUGUCUGCUACUCCUUACUCACUCAAACUCCAACAGCUGACACCAGGCAUGGGGAUUCCUUGUGGAAAUUCCCUGUGGUAUUAUGUCUGCCCUUACCUCUAAGCAUCAACCAUAGCUAUGAGAUCUACUUGAGGGAAGCAAUACAUUCUUUCUUCUUCACUUUAAUAUUACCCAACAAACUCAUUAGAAUUCCCAUGUGUACAGAAUAGUCUUUUACUGAUAGGAGGAAACAAUUAUUAGAAAUAUUAUCAACAUUCAAAACUCUCUUAAUUGGUCUGCACUGCAGAGUCAUAUUUUGAAACAUAGGCUCUGCCCCAGAAAUUCAGUAUCCUUCUAUUCACCCUUGCCAACAUACGUGAAGCCAGAUAGCUGGUUUCAGAGUGAUUUUUGACAUUCUAAAAUUAGUCACAGAAGACCAUUAUCAAAGUAAAUAUAUGAAAAUAAGUCUGUAUUAAAGCUUCAAAUGACUGUAAAUACAAAUUAAUACAUACAUAUACAGAGACAUGUUUUCUAGAUAAUAAUUCAUUUUGAUACUUUAUCAAACUUGUGAAAAUGUGGGUGUAAAUACAAAUGCUCAAAUGAAACACACACGCACACACAUGUAUAGGAUUGCUCAAGUGAGAGGUGACCCACAUGGAUAUUUCAGAAUGAAAAAUAUGUGCAUCUGGAUUCCUCAGAUUAUUUAAUGAUAAAACUGAAUCAGAGUCAACCAAAUCACUCUUAUGGCGAAUUCUCACUGGGAGCACUUCAGCCCUUGAAUGCUGUCAAUCCUUGAACGCAAUCAGUCAGUACGAAGAGUUCAUUGUCUGGAAAACUUGUCAUAUGUAUUGAUUACUGUUCUUAUUUAUAGUCAUUUGUCAUUUUUAAUACAGAUUUUCAUAUUUGCUUUGGAUCACGGGCAGAUCAAAAUAAGCAGAUUUCUCCCAAAACGGAAUACCUUCUGUCACUAAUUUAAUGAAGAUUCAGUGGGACUAUAUCUCUUUAAGUAGCCAAAGCACAAAAUUUCUAUGCUCCGCAUGAGGUGCUGAAACUAUCAUUGCAGCAGAAUUGGCAUGGUUUGUUAGAUUUCCUUUAGGCACCCUAGUUCUAUCAGAUUCUCCCAUGUGGCAACUGCAAGAGUUGUCACACAUUUAAAAAGUGCUCUGAAUCCAACCAACCAAUCUGGGAUUUAAUUUAAAUCCUAAGCAGUCCAGUUUAUGUGACCCAUAAUUUGCAAUAAAGAAAGCUUGGCUGGCAUCCACACUAGCAUUGCACCAGUGCAAUGCACCACUAGCAUUGCACACUAGCAUUGCACCACUUGAAACCCACACUUUAGCUGUACCAUUGUGUGAAAGGGCAGCUUUUGACAAUCUUCUCUUCCUUCUGAAGCCCAUUGUGCCUCCCAAAAAUGUGUCCCCAAGUAUCACACAGCCCAUAGGAACAUAUUUUUGGGAGGCACAAUGGGUUUCAGAGGGAAGGGGAGAUUAUCAAAAAUUGUCCCCCCUCCUCACAAUGGCACAACAUUAGUCUAGAUGUGAGGCACUGCUGCACCAGUGCAAUGCUAGUCUGGAUGUCAGCCCUUGGUUUUUUAGUUCAGAUUUUUAGUCAAAUAAGACUGCUAUACUUCAUAACAACAGUGUAACAAAUAUAUUUAAGAGUUUUCUCACUUGUUUUUUACAUUGCAUGGGAUUGCAUUAAGAAAUGCCAAAUAGUGAUCAGAAAUUAUAUACUCUGAUCUGCACAAUUAGUCACUAUGUGACUCAGUUUAUUGUCUUGUGUGACAGUGGACACUGAUCGCCAAAGCUCUUACGUAUGUGCUUUAACUUAGAAACAGUGCACAAGUUGUGAUUCUAAUUAGCUGUGUUUUUCAAAUGAUGCUCCUAGAAUCCUGGGUUCAUCAGCAAUUUAACAGGGGCUCAACGGUGAGAAGACUGAUAACUGGAUAAACACCCCCCCAAAUUUGGCCUUGGCUAGGGCUUAUGCAGAAGCAUAUCAAUGACCAAUACCUUCAAAACUGCUACCUAAAUUUCAGUUUACACUUUUUAGUCAUGGGGUGGGAGAAGAGAUGGGUUCUGGUCCUAGGCUGGCUAUUGUGCAGCUCAGGCCUAUGAAGUUUGAACAGGCUACUGCUGGGCUGUUCCUUGAUUCACCUUGUUGUAGGACUUGUGGAGCCCAGUCGGCCACAACAUUCAAGCUUAAACUCAGCCUAAACACUGCUGUGGAGGUCAAGGGAGUCUGAAUUCAUUUUGCCCAUUGAAAACACCCAUGUUUCUAGUUCCUGAGCAAACACUGAGCCCAGGUAGCCUCUCCUGACCACCCCAGCCUGUCAGUCGACACACUUGCUUGGCCAGUCAGUUAGUCCAGUGCAUGGAAGUUAGGCACAAAAGAGGGCGUCAAAGUAAAGAUUGUUGCAACAGAAGAUAAUCCAGCCCAAUCAGCCAAGCUGUGUGUGUGGUUUUUGUCCUUUGCAUGUGUGAGAGUGUGUAUCUGUUUCAUGUUCAUAUGAGAGUGUGUGUGUGGGUGGUUUCUAUAUGCAUAGAGAGUGUGCAGCCUGCCAUGUGUGGUUUGAGGGAAAGCAUGGAUCACCAUCCUACAAAAACUGAAAGCUAGCCAUGGCUUUGUGAUGUAUUCUUGCCUUGAAUAAGGGACAGGUAGGCUCAAUUGGUCUGACAGGUACACCAUACAAAACGAGAGUGUGCCCCAGAGCACACACCAGAGUCCUUUGUCCAAACAAAGUUUGGUGGCAGACAAAGAAAUGUUGGAAUGGUUUCUUGAUGGUAACAAGAUUGAAAUGUACUGUACUAAAGUAUAUACUUAAUAGCUUGGAUUUAUCAGGCCCAAACGAAGAAUGCCUACUGUAUUGAUUAGUGUUUUUGAAAAGGAUUUUUAUGAAUCGGUUUUUAGACGUCUGAACACCUUUGUUUCCAAAAUUUUGAGAUGUUUUCAUCAGGCAGCAUCAUUUUUAAUGUAUUGCUACUGAACCUUUUUUUGUAUAUGCAAAAUUGUAUUUAAUUUAUGUCAAGAUCUUUAUAAUAUAUGUAUUAUUAUACAGCAAUAUUUUAUUUUAUUUCAUUUAUAAUUUGAUUUUGCCGUAUUUAUAAUGCCAGUGAAUGUUGCUGAAUUAUUUGUAUAUGCAAAUUGCGAGAUCUAAUAAUUCUGAUGCAAGAACAAGGCUUCAUUUUUAUUUUCCUGCUGUAUUUCCCCCCCCCCCCGCUUAAAUCUCUUAAUUUCAUUCCUCUACUAUCUGCUCAUUUAAACUAAAUACUGCAAUACUGCAAAGGAUGUAAAAUCCCUUACUUAAAUUACUUUCCAAAACUUUUAAAACUCUGAUGACUAUUUGAUUCGGAGCACUCUGACAAAGAAAAAAAAGUUUAAAAUGAAACAUAAAUAUAGCUAUUAAUUCGCAAUUUACCAUUUAUCAUCUCAUCCAGAACAAGCUUACUUAUUCUAUGUAGCUUGAAUAAAAGUAAAUCAUUAGUA
Hemicordylus capensis (graceful crag lizard) is the source of this 10259-nucleotide messenger RNA. RefSeq names its product protein tyrosine phosphatase receptor type E (gene PTPRE). NCBI's taxonomy places the organism in Eukaryota, Metazoa, Chordata, Lepidosauria, Squamata, Cordylidae. Gene Ontology annotation, biological process: protein dephosphorylation. The transcript is spliced from 15 exons. The coding region runs from base 1425 to 2978 and encodes 517 amino acids. The record is from RefSeq and is a predicted model, not a curated record. Gene Ontology annotation, molecular function: protein tyrosine phosphatase activity.